GCUCAAUUAAUUCUUCAUACUUUAAGUUCAAAAAAGUGGUCGUUAUUUAUCUCCUCUUGUACACUAUCAUUUGAGAGAUGUGAAAUAGUUUUGGUGUAACUUUGUUUUACAUUUAUAUGUGCUUUAAAUAAUAUAAAGUGUGUUUUCAUUUAGAUUGCGAUAGAUAUCCAAAAUUAUUCUCGAACUUUUUAUUCAGUGUUGUGACUACAGAUAAUUAAUAACGUUUCCUUCCCUUCAAAACAAUCAAGAUGGAAUCUCGUCUUCCACAGCCAAAGAUAAAUUUAGUAAAAUCCAAAAGUACUUUAUCGACAGCAGGAAGUUCACAUCAUUUGAAAGCAAUAGCUUCGCAAAGUACAUCGAAUAUAACGAGUGCAACGAGAAUAGGAGACAAUGUGAAAAAUCCAACUAAAACGACAAACUUAAAUGGCAAAAGUAGCACUGAGAAUAAUCCACCGAAAGAAGUAGGAUUAAUUCGUUCAAAAACAAUGUCAACGAUAUUGAGACAAAGACCGACGCAGCCAAAAGCGCCUUUAAAAAGACUGGGAAAUGCUAUAAAUGCAAUUGAAGUGAAACGGCCAAAUAUUUCUCAACGAUCAACUGUUAAACCACCAACGACAUCAGUUGCUGCUGUAAAUAAUAAAGCACCAGGAAAAUCAGUAACGAAACCACCGGCAAAGCCAGCGACCAAACCUCCAGCAAAAUGGGAUCUCAAAGGCAGAUUAGCAUAUACUACAGACGAAUUAACAGCACUUAAGAGUAAAAAUAAAGAAAUGUCCAGCAAAUUUAUUGAAAUGGAGGAAGCUCUUCAGAAUGUUCAAGAAAAUGAAAAUACCUUUAAAGUUAAAAUUGAAGAAUUGGAAUGCUCCAAUGCGAAGUUGAAUCAAGAAUUUCAAAAAGCAACAGUUGAACGAGAAGAGUAUUACAAUGAAGCUGAAAAUUUAAAAAAAACACUUCAAGACUUGGAGACUUCUUACAAAAUUGCCACUGAAUCCUUAACCGAGUAUAAGGAGAGGUGCAGUAAACAAGAAAUAAUUUUAAAUGAACAAAAAAUAAGGUUGGAUAAAUGUGAAGAGGAACUGAGAAGUGAAAGAACCAAUAACACCAAAUUGACUUCGACAAAUGAAAAUUUGCAAAUAUUAGUACACAAUAUGGAUAAGGAACGAAGAAUUCUCCACAAUACUAUGCAAGAAAUGAAAGGCAACAUUCGAGUAUUUUGUCGAGUGAGGCCCACAAUUCCCAAAGAAGCUUCUAAAGGAUUAUGUCAUAUUAAUUAUGUCGACGAAUGCACCAUAGAAGUUGGACGAGGAGAAGGUGGUGAGAUUGGCUGUGGAGGUAAGAUACGUCAAUCUCGACAAGAUUUUCAAUUCGAUAAAGUCUUUCCACCCAACUCAAAUCAGUCAGAUAUAUUUGAAGAAUUGUCGCUUCUUGUUCAAUCAGCGUUGGAUGGAUAUAAUGUCUGUGUUUUUGCCUAUGGGCAAACAGGUUCGGGAAAAACAUAUACAAUGGAGGGAUAUCCCGGAGAAAAUAGUGAAGGAAUGAUACCAAGAACUGUGAGACACAUUUUCCAUGAAAUGAAACAAUUUGAAUUGCUCGGUUGGGAAUAUAAGAUCGAAGCAAGUUUUCUUGAAAUUUACAAUGAGCAUAUAGUUGAUUUACUGGACUCUCAGCCAAAAUUGCUUGAGAUACGAAUGGCUGACAGUAAAGGGAAUGAUUUGUAUGUCAGCAAUUUGCGAGUUGAGGAAAUUCACAGCCCGGAAGAAUUACACAAUUGUCUGCUGAUUGCUCAACAAAAUCGUGCUGUUGCCGCUACACAAGCCAAUGAGAGAUCGUCACGUUCACACUCGGUUGCUCGAAUUCGUUUAAUUGGCAGACAUACCCGAAAAGAUGAGAUGUCAAUAGGUAACCUGAAUUUGGUUGAUUUGGCCGGCUCUGAACGAUUGAAAGGAGAGGAAGCUGCGCGAACAACAGAGACGAAGAAUAUCAAUAAAUCUCUAUCGAAUCUUGGCAACGUAAUUCUCGCGCUUUUGAAAAAGCAGGAUCACAUACCCUACAGAAAUUCAAAGCUAACGCAUCUUCUAAUGCCAUCUUUGGGAGGCAAUUCCAAGACGCUUAUGCUUCUUAACAUUUCUCCUCUAGAUGAAUGUUACAACGAAACUCUCAAUUCGUUGCGAUUCGCCAGCAAUGUAAAUAACUGUAAAACUGGCACUGUCAGGAGAACCAAAAUGUUAAUUCAAAAUUCCCAAUAAUUUCAAUAAUUUAAUUUCUUUUCUACUGAGAAUUAUAUUUUCCAAGUGCAUAACGAUUA
This is a messenger RNA of Leptopilina heterotoma, 2305 nucleotides long. RefSeq names its product protein claret segregational. The coding region runs from base 249 to 2246 and encodes 665 amino acids. The record is from RefSeq and is a predicted model, not a curated record. Gene Ontology annotation, molecular function: microtubule binding; ATP binding; microtubule motor activity. The transcript has 5 exons. Gene Ontology annotation, biological process: microtubule-based movement. Lineage: Eukaryota; Metazoa; Arthropoda; Insecta; Hymenoptera; Figitidae.